Molecule: messenger RNA, 1335 nt
Organism: Verticillium dahliae VdLs.17
Lineage: Eukaryota; Fungi; Ascomycota; Sordariomycetes; Glomerellales; Plectosphaerellaceae
Exons: 2
Coding region: 594-806 (70 amino acids)
Source: RefSeq, a predicted model, not a curated record
GACCGAGAGAGGUACAAGUCCUCUGUCUUCUGACCUGCGCCCGACUUUGCCAUAUUCCCCUCCACCGCCGGCUCACACACAUCUACCUGCGGCUGUGAUACCGGGUCCUCAAAGAACCAACACACCACCCAGUUAGCACCUCCAACAUCACCACUGCGGGAGUGCAAGCAACCAACCGUCAUUAUCUAGACUUCCAUUCGGCCCCGUCGGUGAAAUCAUUUCGCCCUAUUGCACUUGCAUGGUUGGAGAGGAUUGACGAUGGCAAACAAGUCAGCCCGCACCAUUAUACGUUCACUCUCAAGUCAAUAGCCAAAGUCUGGCUGUCGUGUCACAGAGUCAUAUAAAGGCCCAAAGACAUCGCCUCUGCGAAAAAAAGAAAUCCUUCGACUCCAAGCAGCUCCUUCAUCAUCAUCACCACUGAGCACCCUUGCACCUUUCGAGAUUCUUUUCAAGCCACCAGUCUUCAGCUUUACACAGCACGAAGACCAAAUCUCACAUCUUAUCUCCUCAACGUCUCUCUCAGAGUACCCUAUUCCAUUAGACGCGCCCUCGACUAAAUCAUCGCUAUCCGCCGGUCAUCACUUUGAGCCAAAAUGUGUUCCAAGAUCUUUACCGUCUUCAGGUGCAACCACAGCUCACCCUCGUACCCUCCUGCCGAGAUUUCUUGCGCCUCUUUCAGGAGCGCCAUCGCUCGCGCGAACCAGUCGAACCAGCCAGUCGAAAGCUGCCCCAACUACAACGAGGUCAAGGAUGAGAAGGAUUCAUACUGCCCCGAUUGCCAAGCUGCCGGCCGUGGAUCUCUCUAAAAGACCUCCACUCUCCACGGCUCGCUACCGAAGUCGCAAGCUCUGAUGAGGAGCCAUCCCUAUGGUAUGGACCCUCAACAACAGCUCGCAUCUAUCAGCGAAGCCGACGCACACGACAGAAGUACACUCGACUGGUCGGGUUUUGUCUCCCUUCUACACCGAUACAUCUUCGGAUGAGCUGACCUGCAGCGCAAGAUCAGCUGGAGGAUAAUGACUGCAAGUGUGAUGCCGUCAUGACAGCAGGCAGGACACGACAUUCUCUUCAGCUUUCUACCCUUUUUUUUACUUGUCUCUUUCACUUUUUCCCAACUCACUUUUUCUCAUUUGACUAUCAUUAAGAUUAUUUUCUUCUCUCCUACAAGACUUGGCGCAAGGCUCCGCGGCAAUGAAGACGAUGUGGUUUAUCCUUAGCACAAGCACAGUCGGUGGGCUGCAGCGUGGAUGGCAGGGAUCUCAGUAGACGCUUCAGGUCAAUAGGCUUCUCUGGCUCCCGCUGGAGUAAUCAAUUUUUCAAUUUCUUUUCUCCCUU